UCUUCUUGUUUCUCAGAGGCAUUCAAACUUCACAAGCAUGAACUCCGGGGCUGUGUAAUUGGACAUCCCCUGCACCGGCCGGCCUCCCUCGCCAGCUCUGGGGCUCCGGCGCCGCGGCUCCGAUCUCCAGCGGGGCUGACCCGGUCGGUGUUCGCGAGCCCUCCAGGACCCGGACGGGGCGCGGCCGCAGGACCCGACGGGGCAGCUGUGGGGUCCUCGCGCGCGUCCCACGUGGGCACAAGCGGAGCCGCCGUCCAGCUUCUCCAGGUCCAGGCGCGCCUGGCUCGCCCGCCUGAGGCUGCACCCCUUCGCCGGCCAUGGCGGUCGCGCACGGCGUGCGCCUCCAGGGUUUCGAGUCCCCGGCUGCCGCCCCCAGGACGUCCUCCGGACCCCGCCGGGCCCAGGUGAGGCGGCAAGGAGAGGCCACCAAAAGAAAAUACCAAGGGUCCAGUGAGGCUCCCCCAUGGAAACGGAAGAACGAGACAUCAUUUCUCCCGGCCAAGAAAACUGCUCCAAAAGAAACACAGAAGACUUUUAAGGGGAAAGCACAGAAAAUAUUUUCUCUGAAGAAGUCUUCGGCUAGUGCCAGUGAUAGAAAGCAAGAACAGAAACCGUGCAUUAAGACUUCAUCAUUGUUUAAAAACAACCCUGAAAUUCCAGAACUCCACAGACCUGUAGUAAAGCAGGUACAAGAAAAAGUGUUUACUUCAGAUGCUUUUCAUGGACUGGACCUCCACCCACAUUUGAUUUCCACAAUAAAUACAGUCUUAAAAAUGUCAUGUAUGACCAGUGUUCAGAAGCAAAGUAUUCCCGCAUUGCUGGAAGGCAGAGAUGCUCUCGUGAGAUCGCAGACGGGCUCAGGUAAAACUCUUGCCUACUGCAUCCCUGUGGUCCAGUGUCUUCAAGCAAUGAAACCAAAAAUACAGGACCCAGGCAUCCUUCUCCCCACUCUCUGCAUUCUCCUGGGGACAUUCCGGGUGUGUAAAGCAAAUCGCAGCGAUGGCCCCUAUGCUCUGGUGCUAGUGCCAACGAGAGAGCUGGCUCUACAAAGCUUUGACACUGUCCAGAAACUGCUUAAGCCAUUUAACUGGAUUGUGCCUGGAGUGUUGAUGGGAGGAGAGAAGAGAAAAUCAGAAAAAGCCAGACUCCGCAAAGGAAUAAAUAUCCUUAUUUCAACUCCUGGUCGUCUGGUGGAUCACAUAAAAUCCACAAAGAGCAUUCAUUUUAGUCGGAUACAGUGGCUGGUUUUGGAUGAAGCAGACAGAAUCUUGGACUUGGGUUUUGAAAAGGAUGUCACAGUGAUCCUCAAUGCCGUGAACUCUGAGUGCCAGAAACGACAGAACGUCUUGCUGUCGGCAACGCUCACAGAAGGUGUAGCACGGCUGGCUGAUAUCAGUUUGCACAAUCCAGUCUGUAUUUCUGUCCUGGAUGAAAGCCAUGGUCAGUCUGACCCAAAGGGCCGAGCAGUUCCUGAGGUUUGGCCUCCACAAGCUAGCGACGAGCUGCACAGCUUUGCAAUACCAGAGAGGCUGGAUCAGCAUGUGGCGUUGGUUCCCAGCAAACUGAGGCUCGUCUCCUUAGCAGCCUUCAUCCUGCAGAAAUGUAAGUUUGAAAAAGACCAGAAGAUGAUUAUCUUCUUCUCAAGUUGCGAGCUGGUGGAGUUCCACUACCACCUCUUCGUCCAGACCCUGCUGAGCUGCUCAGGAGCCCCCGCGUCAGAGCAGCCACCAUCUGCCUCCUCACGAUUAAAAUUCCUACGGCUGCAUGGCGACAUGCAGCAGGAGGAAAGAACAGCAGUGUUUCAAGAAUUCUCACAUUCCACAGCAGGUGUCCUUCUUUGCACGGAUGUUGCAGCUCGGGGCUUAGAUCUCCCUCAAGUCACAUGGAUUGUUCAGUACAAUGCUCCAUCUUCACCCGCUGAAUACAUUCAUCGGAUCGGGAGAACCGCCCGGAUUGGCUGCCAUGGGAGCAGCCUGCUCAUUUUGGCUCCUUCGGAGGCAGAAUAUGUCAACUCGUUGGCUUCUCACAAAAUCAAUGUUUCUGAGAUUAAGGUGGAAGAUAUUUUGUCUGUCCUGACAAGGGAUGAUUGUUUCAAAGGGAGGCGCCGGGGAAACCAGAAAUCCUGUGCCGUGGGCCCCCAGGAAAUCCGAGAGCGAGCCACAGUCUUGCAGACAGUGUUUGAAGAUUACGUGCACUCCAGUGAGAGGAGGGUCUCCUGGGCAAAGAAAGCCCUACAGUCCUUCAUCCGAGCCUACGCAACCUACCCCCGGGAGCUGAAGCACAUCUUCCAUGUCCGACUGCUCCACCUCGGGCACGUGGCUAAGAGCUUUGGGCUAAGAGAUGCACCCCAAAAUCUUAGUGUCUCAGCUAUAAAGAAGAGGAAGGCAAACCUGAAAAGGCCUGACCUUCAUAGGAAGACUCAGAGUAAACACCACCUUGCUGAAAUCUUGCGUUCGGAAUACUCGAGCGGGAUGGAGGCCUGCGUCGCCAAGGUCAAAAAGCAAAACAAACAUGCGGAGCCCGGCAGCCAGCCAUGCAGCGCUGACUGCACCCGACUCCCAGCCUCGGCCGUGGGAAAACAAAAAACACUCUCCAUGAAACAGAGAAAAGUGCAGAAAGACUUACUGAGGGACAAGAAUUCCCAGAAAGUUUUUUUAAACUCUGCUUCCACAGGGCUGGGCCUCCAAGUGGAUCUCAGGGGCCCCUGGAGGCCCUAGAUUGCCAUCCAUAUUCUUGUCAAGAAGUACUGGUGCCGCCCUGCCCUGAAGACUAAGCCCCUGAGGCUCCUGGAGCCCCAGCCUUGCCUCUGGUCAGGGGAGCCCUCCCAGAAAGCAGUGGGGCGGAGGUGGGGCGAGCGCCCGCACAGUGUACGCGAGCCACUUAGCUUGUGCCUUAUGGAAGGUACCUUACAUCUUGCAUUUAUCCCACCAAUGCCAGACACUUGUCUUUGCCAGUAGAGCAAAUGGCGCCCCCACAACUUACUGUAAAAGCCUACUGUCCCCACCUCAGCCAGGAGGGCCUGGGAGCCAGCCUGGGACAGCGUUUUGCUGUAGCCAUCCAAUCAGUGCAUCUAUUGUCAUGAAUUUUGUAAAAUAGGAUUUUAAAGUCUUGAAUUUAUAAAAGAAGAGGAAAAAAUU
Molecule: messenger RNA, 3137 nt
Organism: Manis javanica (Malayan pangolin)
Lineage: Eukaryota; Metazoa; Chordata; Mammalia; Pholidota; Manidae
Gene: DDX31
Product: DEAD-box helicase 31
Molecular function (GO): ATP binding; nucleic acid binding
Source: RefSeq, a predicted model, not a curated record